AAAUUAGAAGUGUCAAAAAAUGCUAACAAGAUGGCCGAAGGAAAGGAAUGAAGCUUCCUUUCUUUAUAAACUUAUUUGAAAACAAAUGUUACAAAAAUAUUGCAAAAUGGGUGAAAUAGACAUUAAUAUAGAGGGUUACAAUGUAAAUGGAAUAUGUGUUGGUUGUUUGAAUUACGACCGAAAGAUGUUCUAUGUCGAAGAAGUUAAAGAUUGUUUUAAAUUACUAGCAAAUAUUGAUGUCCCAGAUGGUCUCUCGAUCCAAGUGUGCUGGGAAUGUCUGGCUGCGGUCAGGGCCGUUGGUCGUUUUCAAGCACAAAUCCUUAAAUCUUAUGAGGUCCUCAUCAACUAUUCUAGAAAGCAUACAUUCCUCAACUCCCCAGCAGACUUCACAGCUCACGCCACAACUCGGCUGACCAUGAACACGAUAGAGCUUCAGUCAAAUGACCAGCCGAGCACACCGCCACCUGCUGACGAGUACAUGAUGGAUAUAGACCUCAAAAUAGAGGAUAAUAAAGAAUCCCACUAUGAAUCUGAUAAUUCCGCCUCAAAGAAGGAUGACUAUGUGGGUGGAUCACAUUUCUCCGAAGAUUUGUCUCAAGAACAAUACGCAACGUCCGAUGACGACGUUCAACUAUCGAAGUUGAAGACGGAGAAGACUAAAAAGAAGGAAAAGAGAGAGAAGAAAGGAAAGAAAGAGAAGAGUAAAACAGAACUGGCCCCGAAGCCACCAGAACCAAAACCGAAUAACCGUCGAUUGAAAAACCUGCCCGAAGGCCUAGUGGAACUGUACACCAUGACAGAGGAGGAGAUGUGGCAGAUCAGAGCCGAGGAUGUGGCCAGCAAAGUGUUCACCAAACUGAAGUACAGAUGUGAUAUGUGCCUUAUUGGUUUUAAUACAGAGAAGCUUAUGAACGACCACAUGAAUGGGAAACAUAGGCCGAAAGGCGACAACUGCCACCAGUGCGACGUGUGCCAAGCGUACUUCCUGACGAAGGAGAACGUGUCGGCGCAUCGUGCUUUACACGCGACGGCGUUCCGCUGCCGGCGCUGCGGCGUACGCACCUCGCUCAAGCGGCUCGUGCAGCGCCACGCCGCCGCACACGCCGCCCAGCAACACCAGUGCGCUUCCUGCGGCGCCCUCUUCAGUACAAAGUCCAAGCUGACGUACCACAGGAGCAUCUGCCGCCGCGAGCGGCCGCAGUGUGACUGCUGCGGCAAGGUAUUCGCCAAUAAGAUGACUCUGAAGUACCACCUCAAAUUACUACCACAGAAUAAAGAAGACAAGCCAAAGGAAAAACUGUACAUUCCGUGUAAAGGCUGCGACAAAGUGUUCCAUUCGAAAAAGAGUUACAGAUCCCACGUCGUGAUCCACGAGGGCGUGUCGUACCCGUGCCCCACGUGCGGCAAGCUGUUCCAGUGGAAGCGCAACCUGGCGCGGCACGCGCGCAACCACCGCGAGCGCGAGCAGGGCGCCACGCACGAGUGCCGGCCCUGCAACAAGAGCUUCGCCAGCCGCGACUGCUACAACAACCACAUGCGGCUCAGCAAGCGCCACGUCGCCGAGGACACCUACGUACACGAAUGCAGCUACUGCGGCAAGAAGUUCCCAACCAAAUGGUGUAUGGUUGACCAUAUAGAUUGGGAUCACCUCAAACGGAUCAAGUAUCAGUGUCGGGUUUGUUUCAAGGCCUUCAAAACUGCGAAAAUAAUGGUGGCCCAUAUGAACAAUAUACACGAAGGGAAAAGGAAUAAGGAGCCGGAUGGGGAGCACUUGUGUGAAAUAUGUGGGAAAUCAUAUAAGACUGUGAAACGGUUGAAAGGCCACGUAUGGGCAAUGCACACCAACCGGUCCACGACAAAGAGUUUCAAAUGCAAGCUGUGCCCAGCCACAUUCACCUGGCAGACAUCUAUUUACAAGCACGUGAAGAUAAUGCACGAAAACAAACGGGGAAAGUUACAUCAACCUCGAGCGCAGCCAAUUCCGAAGAAAGAGGAGACCUACCCAGGAAUCGAUCUGGCGAACCGCAUGCACUAUUUCCAACAGAGCGUAUCUAACACCAUCGCACCGGUACACCCUGUAGCUAUUAUACAGAAUGUUGUUUAAUUGUGAAACUGACGGCCCACCUGAUGGAAAGUGGUAACCGUCGCCUAUAGACAUGAGCAGUGCCAUGCACAUAACAGAGUAUACUGUUUCGCCCAUGAUACCCCCCCAUACGUUGCCAUUCCUGAGGACUCGGGUGUUAUUCCUCUGUACCCUGUAAAUUCACUGCCAUAUCCCACCCUUGAAAUCGAAACACAGCCAUGCAAAUACAACUGCUUCACGGUUGAAACACGAAUGGGACAGAGGUAUCCAAGCAAACGAUUUUUGUGCAAAGUCUCCCUCUGGUAAAAAUGUAUAAUAAAAUAUCUGCAUUAUUAAAAACAAAUGAAUACCAUAAGACAGUCCGCUGAUGUCCAAAUGUAGUAUAAAUCAAGUUUUCAGGCGAAACCGCAUGUUGAUAGACCUGAUAGGGCAUUUUUUUAUGGGUGAUAAUGGUAUGGUAACCCCGUUUGCGCUAUCGGUAUACACUGGCGGGGCACCAGCGAUAGAUGACUGAUGAGGAUGAAAGCAGGUCAGUUAGUUCAUCCUGAUGAAUUCAACUAGAAUUAGCCACGAUGGUUUUCAAGUGUAACCGCGUGGAGGCCGACCUGACAGGAUAUAUUGCUAGCAAUGGGGCUAUUUGAUCCCAUUGCUAACAAUCUCUUUCCCCCCAAUAGGUUAUAUUAGGGGGAAAGGGAUUGUUAGUAAUGGGUUCUAAUUGACCCAUUGCUAGCAAUAUAGCAGCCUAUCACGCGACAGGGAGGAACCCUGUACACCAACGUGGUUAAUUCUAGUGGAAUUCGUCACGAUGGGCUAACUGACCUGCCUUUUCAUUCUCACCUAUCAUCCCUCACUGGUGCCCCGCCAGCGUAUACUGUUAACGCAGGCGGGGUUACCAUUCCAUUAUCACCUAUUAAAAAAGAAAUUAGGGUAUUUUUUUUAUACCACUGAGGUGGCAAACAAGCAUACGGCCCACCUGAUGGUAAGCGGUUACCGUAGCCUAUGAACGCCUGCUAUACCAGAGGUAUUACGCGCGCGUUUGCCGACCCUGAAGAAACCUCUUUACCCCCCUUUUGAAGAACCCCAUGCUGUAGUCUCUUAGCAGUGGGGCUGUUAGAGCCAAUUACUAACAAUCCCUUUCCCUCCCAAUCAUAUAUAGGAUGUCUCAUUUAGUUGGACAAAUUGUUUCAACUAUAUUAUUUGUAUACUUGUGUAGUUUUCAUUUUUAACUUCGAAUUUGGGACAUUCUGUAUAUAAUAUAAAUACUAUCUAUUAUAUACAUGAAGUCGAGGUACUCGAAUAGUUAAUUAUGUAUAAUCAUGAAUUUUAAGAACAAAAUAUGCCAUAAUAUUAAAGUAUUUUUAAUUUAUAACUAUAUUUAAGUUUAGUCAAGAUAUUUUUUUUUAUACAAAGUCAUAAUUAUGUAAUAAAAUUUAUAAACUUAAAUUU
This is a messenger RNA of Galleria mellonella (greater wax moth), 3529 nucleotides long. RefSeq names its product zinc finger protein 57-like. Gene Ontology annotation, biological process: regulation of transcription by RNA polymerase II. Gene Ontology annotation, molecular function: chromatin insulator sequence binding. Bases 86 to 2104 code for a protein of 672 amino acids. The record is from RefSeq and is a predicted model, not a curated record. NCBI's taxonomy places the organism in Eukaryota, Metazoa, Arthropoda, Insecta, Lepidoptera, Pyralidae. The transcript has 13 exons. Gene Ontology annotation, cellular component: chromosome.